AGUGGUCGCUUUUCCGGUUCCAGAAGUUGCUUUCACUUUGUUCCCGUUGUGGUUCAGACGUUUUCCUUCUCGUUAAACUGUUGUAUUUGGAUGCAGCAGCCGAGACCUGAACCUGAAUCUGAACCUGGAUCUGGACCUGGACCUGGAUCCAGCUGUGUGUCCAUGAAGAGUGACAUGUCUAUGGAUCCCCCUUAUAACUUUAAAUCUGGACUUCCUGCAGAUGGAAGGAAGCAGCAUAAGAAACCUGGAUCUGGAUCCGGAUGUGGACCCAGCCGUAAAAGGAGAAGACUUCAGCGGGAGGGCUCAGUCUCGGUUCCCAGUGAUCAGUCUUCCCCGCAGCAUCACACAGACCUGGACUCCAUAUUUAUGCUGCUGGAGGACAACAUCAUCACUUUUGUGAAGAACGAGCUGAAGAAGUUCCAGAAAGCUUUGAGUUCAGAUUACUCAGAAUCCUUGGAGAGUCAGAGUGAGGAUGAUGAUGAAGAGCAGAGGAGGAGCAGCAGAGAGGCAUUUUUGAACAUCACACUGCACUUCCUGAGGAGCAUGAAGCAUGAGAAGCUGGCUGACUGUCUGCAAAGCAGAACUCCUGCUGCAGGGUGCCAACUUAUACUUAAAUCUAACCUGAAAAAGAAGUUCCAGUGUGUGUUUGAGGGCAUUGCUAAAGCAGGAAACCCAACCCUUCUGAACCAGAUCUACACAGAGCUCUAUGUCACAGAGGGGGGGGCUGCAGAAGUCAAUGAUGAACAUGAGGUCAGACAGAUUGAAACAGCAUCCAGGAAACCACACAGACCAGAAACCACCAUCAGACAAGAGGAGCUCUUUAAAGCCUCACCUGGAAGAGAUGCACCAAUCAGAGCAGUGCUGACAAAGGGAGUGGCUGGCAUUGGGAAAACAGUCUUAACACAGAAGUUCACUCUGGACUGGGCUGAAGAGAAAGCCCACCAGGACAUCCAGUUCACCUUUCCAUUCACCUUCAGAGAGCUGAAUGUGCUGAGAGAGAAAAAGUACAGCUUGGUGGAACUUGUUCAUCACUUCUUCACUGAAACCAGAGACGCAGGAAUCUGCAGCUUUGAUCAGUUCCCGGUUGUGUUCAUCUUUGACGGUCUGGAUGAGUGUCGACUUCCUCUGGACUUUCACAACAAUGAGAUCCUGACUGAUGUCACAGUGUCCGCCUCAGUGGAUGUGCUGCUGACAAACCUUAUCAGGGGGAAGCUGCUUCCCUCUGCUCGCCUCUGGAUAACCACACGACCUGCAGCAGCCAAUCUGAUCCCUCAUGAGUGUGUGGACAUGGUGACAGAGAUCCGAGGGUUCGCUGACCCACAGAAGGAGGAGUACUUCAGGAAGAGAUUCAGAGAUCAGGAGCAGGCUGUCACAAUCAUCUCCCACAUCAAGAACUCACGAAGCCUCCACAUCAUGUGCCACAUCCCAGUCUUCUGCUGGAUCUCUGCUACAGUUCUGGAGGAGGUGCUGAAAACCAGAGAGGCAGGAGAGCUGCCAAAGACCCUGACUGAGAUGUACAUCCACUUCCUGGUGGUUCAGUCCAAAGUGAAGAUCGUCAAGUAUGAUGGAGGAGCUGAGACAGAUCCACACUGGAGUCCAGAGAACAGGAAGAUGACGGAGUCUCUGGGAAAACUGGCUUUUGAGCAGCUGCAGAAAGGCAACCUGAUCUUCUAUGAUUCCGACCUGACAGAGUGUGGCAUCGAUAUCAGAGCAGCCUCAGUGUACUCAGGAGUGUUCACACAGGUCUUUAGAGAGGAGAGGGGACUGUACCAGGACAGGGUGUUCUGCUUCGUCCAUUUGAGUGUUCAGGAGUUUCUGGCUGCUCUUCAUGUCCAUCUGACCUUCAUCAACUCUGAAGUCAACCUGCUGUCAGAAGAACAACACACCUCCCAGCAGUCUGAAGUCAAACCUGAACCAACACAUCUCUACCAAAGUGCUGUGGACAAGGCCUUACAGAGUCCAAACGGACACCUGGACUUGUUCCUCCGCUUCCUCCUGGGUCUUUCAUUGCAGACCAAUCAGAAACUCUUACGAGGCCUGCUGACACAGGAAGUAAGUGAGUCAGAGAUCAACAAGGAAACAGUCCAGUACAUCAAGAGGAAGAUUGAAGAGACUCCAUCUGCAGAGAGAAGCAUCAACCUGUUCCACUGUCUGAAUGAACUGAAUGAUUGUUCUUUAGUGGAGCAGAUCCAACAGUGCCUGAGUUCAGGAAGUCUCUCUACAGAUAAUCUCUCUCCUGCUCAGUGGUCAGCUCUGGUCUUCAUCUUAUUGUCAUCAGAAAAAGAUCUGGAUGUGUUUGACUUGCAGAAAUACUCUGCUUCAGAGGAGGCUCUUCUGAGGCUGCUGCCAGUGGUCAAAGCCUCCAACAAAGUGCUGUUGAAAGACUGUAACCUGUCGGAGAGAAGCUGCAAAGCUCUGUCCUCAGUCCUCAGCUCCCAGUCCUCUAGUCUGAGAGAGCUGGACCUGAGUAACAACGACCUGCAGGAUUCAGGAGUGAAGUUGCUGUCUGCUGGACUGGAGAGUCCACAGUGUACACUGGAAACUCUCAGUCUGUCAGGCUGUCUGGUCACAGAGGAAGGCUGUGCUUCUCUGGCUUCAGCUCUGAGCUCCAACCCCUCCCACCUGAGAGAGCUGGACCUGAGCUACAAUCAUCCAGGAGACUCAGGAGAGAAGCUCCUGUCUGCCGGAGUAGAGGAUCCAGACUGGAAACUGGAGACACUCAGGAUGGACCAUGGUGGACUGCAGUGGUUGAAGCCUGGUCUGAGAAAGUAUGCCUGUGAACUGGAGCUGGACCCAAACACAGCACACAAUCACCUCAAACUGUCUGACAGCAACAGCAAGGUGACAUGUGUGGAGGAGGAGCAGCCCUAUCCUGAUCAUCCAGAGAGAUUUGACUUUUGGUCUCAGUUGAUGUGUAAAGAAGCUUUGACUGGUCGCUGUUACUGGGAAGUCGAGUGGAGUGGAUGGGUUUCUAUAUCAGUGAAUUACAGAGGAAUCAGAAGGAGAAGAAACAGUAAUGAUUGUGAGUUUGGAUUUACAGAUCAGUCCUGGAGUCUGAGCUGCUAUGGUGAUGGUUACUUUGCCAGGCACAAUAAGACAAUAAAAACCAUCGCCUCCGCCUCUUCCUCCUCCUCUGGUAGAGUAGCAGUGUAUGUCGAUUAUCCUGCUGGCUCUCUGUCCUUCUACAAAGUCUCCACUGACACACUGAUCCACCUCCACACCUUCACAACCACAUUCACUGAACCUCUGUUUGCCGGGUUUGGGUUUGGGUUCUGGACUGGGUCUGGGUUUGGGUUCUCUUCUGGUUCUUCACUGUCUCUGUGUCCUCUGCAGGUCUGAGAGUCUCUCCUGUGGACAGCAACAUGCUGACUGCAUAUCAGCUGCUGAAAUCAGUUCAGUGUGUUCACCGUCACACACACUCUGCACAGUGAAGCAGAUAUGUCUCGCACUCAGACUGCUAUAUGUAAAAUAAUGCCUUUAAAUAAGGAAAAAAAAUUAAAUAAGAAAAAGGGAAACAUUACUGUUCAGCUUUUAAUAUAGUGUCAUUAUGCAAAUAUUCCACAUUUCAAAAAAAGCAUUUACAGGUUAAUGGUCUUUAAUGAUAUAAGUUUGUAGUCCAAUACUUAGGUACAAACGGCCUGAAUUAGCUUUUUGGUUUUUUACCAAGGCCCUGUGUCCACAGAUCUCCUUUUUCUGAGUCUCCUACCAGCGUUUCAUGAGUUUCAUUGUUUAUUGUUUAUUUAUUGUACUAUAUCUCCAACUUGUAUUUUAUUAUCAGUUAGGGCUACUAUACAUUUUAUUUGACAUUGUUUUUUCACCAUAAAAAGUAUUUUGGACUGACAACCGUUUGAAAGCUGUAGAGCGAGGAAGACGAUUUGCGUACAGAGAUACAGUUAAUGUCACACGCUCAUGGCAGCAAACUCCAGGGUCCGCCCAUUGAUCUGCUCAAACAAACAAACGUUUUGCUCUUUGUUGACGAUGGUCACCACAGUUCUACAGUGAUGAUACCGCUACUUUUCUGAAAUGUUGAAAUAUUUUCAAUUGCAAGCGCUCGGAGCGGCAGAACAAAAGCGCCAGAGCAUUGGGGAAAAAGGCGCUAGGUGUUGCUCUUUAUCUCUGGGCGGCAGCAUGCAACGAAAUGCACUAAUUGGACUCAAUCAAAAAAAGACGCUGGUGCUCAGAAAACGGCACUAUGUGGACACAGGCCCUUAAACUACGUUUUUUCUCCUUUAAAAUAUGUAUAUAUAUAUAUAUUUAAAUGGGUGGACACCUGAUUUGUUAGAAGAGAGGCUGUGUAUGCUUGAUAAGUAUGGUAUUGCUGUUCUCUUGUCUUUAUUUACAUUGCAUUUCAUAAAGGGUAAUCUCAAAUAUACAGAAAGAAAUGUGUUUGUACCUUUAUUAUUAUGAUUCUUGAAUGGGUUACUGGUUUAAAACAGCUAAUAACUAUUUGUAAUGGAAUCCGUUUUAAAUCAUGUAUGCGUCUAUACACAUGCUGCAUGUGUGGUACUUCUUGUUUUGUGUUGCAUGCCAAACUGUCAAAUCACUUUGAGCUUCAUCCUGUGUUUUACAUUACAUGUCACUUGUUAGAUGCUUUCCAAAGUUGCAGUACUGCCAUACACUGAUGCAUACCUCCACUCAGGAUUACCACCAAAUUAAGAAAAGUAAAACAAUAAGUGGUAAGAUCUUCAAACCUCCCCUGUGAAAAGAUAGUCAGGGUGUUUCUACUAGAUGAUGAAACAGUUACUGUUAGAGCCAUUUUACUUUGGAACUUUUAGAUUUGAACACUUAUUAAUAUAAGGCUUUAGAGUAAAACUCUACUAUUUUUGUGAGUCACAAUAUUUUUUCAAAUAUUUUUAUUUAUACGAGUAAUGAGUUAUUUAAAGUCUAUACAUUUUUUUGCUGUCAAAUGUGCGCUUGUCAGGGGUUAUGAUGCACAUGUCUGUGUGCCCUUAUAUGGCAGGACAGAGCUGUGUAAAUUAUUAGACGGGAUGCGUUAUAAUCUUUUGACGGUGUUCUUUUUGUUGUAGUAUUUGAGAUGGAGAAAUAACUUUAUUUACGUUGAAGCAAGAAAGUUUAUGUUCCUGUAUGUAUGCCUGAUCAAUCAAUAAAUAUGAUGUGAUUCAA
Molecule: messenger RNA, 5124 nt
Organism: Eleginops maclovinus (Patagonian blennie)
Lineage: Eukaryota; Metazoa; Chordata; Actinopteri; Perciformes; Eleginopidae
Product: NACHT, LRR and PYD domains-containing protein 12-like
Exons: 10
Coding region: 91-3339 (1082 amino acids)
Biological process (GO): intracellular signal transduction
Molecular function (GO): protein binding
Source: RefSeq, a predicted model, not a curated record